AUGGGGCGACCGCUGGCCCCUACCAUCAUCUGCUUCAUCGUCUUCCUCAUCCCCUCGAUAGCAGCUGGUCUCGGGGUUCAGCAGCUGCCCCCCACGGCGAGCAUCCCAGCCGGGGGCAGCGUCACCCUGAGCUGCACCUUCCACAGCCGCAACCAGACCGGGACAAAAGUCACCUGGGUCCGGGGCUCCCCGGAGGCCGUCAUGCUGGAUCCCGCCCACCCCUUCUACCAGGGGCGGCUGGCCCAGAGCCAGCGGGACCAGCAGGGCCGGGCGGAGGCCACGGUGACCCUGUCGGAGCUGAUGGAGAGGGACUCAGAUCUCUACCACUGCUACAUCACCCACCUGCAGAGCGAGCAGGAGAAGGGCACCGGGACCACCCUGACUGUGAUGGGCAGAGGGGAACGUGAGCUCUGUUGGGACUCGGGGCCCCUCUUUUACCGAGCCGUCAUCUCCCUGUCGCUCGUCGUUCUCUUCUCCCUGGGAAUCACCCUCAGCCUGCGGCCUUGGAACGGUGUCCUCGUGGAUCCCGCGUUUUCCUUUGCUGCUAUAACGUUUAUUGCCCUGGUUCACAAAGGUCUCACAGUCCUUCAGAGCCCUGCUGCCCUCCGAGCGUCCCCCGGCGAGACCAUGACACUUAACUGCUCCUUCGAGAACAGACAAGGCAGCGUGGCCAAAGUGACCUGGACCAGAGCGCCCGGAGUCGUGCUGGAUUCUGCCCAUCCCUUCUACAGCGGGAGGCUCCGUAUGUCACACCUGGAUCUGCUCCAGAAAGGGGAGGCCACGCUGACCCUGUCGGAGCUGGAGCUGCGGGACUCUGGUCUCUACCAGUGUCACAUCAGCAUCCACCUGGGAGAGAGCGGGACGGGAGCAGGCACCGAGCUGCAGGUGAUGGGGAGAAACCAGAGUGACACAGAUAAAGUACCAGCCCCCUCAGGGAGCUGCGCCCGGGAGCUCCUGUACCAGGUCACCAUCGCCCUGGGGCUCCUUCUCAUCCUUGGCCUGGCGGCCACCCUCCUCCUGAAGAGACACCGAGCACCGCCCCACUCGCAGCCCCGCCAGCGGCAGCCAAAGGGCCAGGGCAGCCAGGCGGCCGCAGACAGCGAGAACCUGCACUACGCAGAGAUUAAAAUCCAGACCCCAGGACGCAGGGACCACAUGUCUAAGCACUGCCAGCGGCGCUGAGUCCCUCACACCCAGAGCCAC
This is a messenger RNA of Mauremys mutica (yellowpond turtle), 1203 nucleotides long. RefSeq lists its product as uncharacterized. The transcript is spliced from 8 exons. Lineage: Eukaryota; Metazoa; Chordata; Testudines; Geoemydidae. Gene Ontology annotation, biological process: positive regulation of natural killer cell mediated cytotoxicity; immune response-activating cell surface receptor signaling pathway. The record is from RefSeq and is a predicted model, not a curated record. Bases 1 to 1182 code for a protein of 393 amino acids.